CACCAGCACAGUCUCUGACUCUGAAGUGGCAGCAAGCAGAAAAGGAGACUAGUGUCGCCCUGAGGAGAGGACAGCUUAGAGCAGACACUCGCGCUGUUGGAGAUGUGGAAAUCUGUAGUAGGACAUGAUGUAUCUGUUUCCGUGGAGACCCAGGGUGAUGACUGGGACACAGACCCUGACUUUGUGAAUGACAUCUCUGAAAAAGAGCAGCGGUGGGGAGCCAAAACCAUUGAAGGCUCUGGACGUGCAGAACACAUCAAUAUCCAUCAGCUGAGGAGUAAAGUGUCAGAGGAGCAUGAUGUUCUCAAGAAGAAGGAGAUGGAAUCAGGACCCAAAGCAUCCCAUGGCUAUGGAGGUCGAUUUGGGGUAGAAAGAGACCGAAUGGACAAGAGUGCUGUGGGCCAUGAAUAUGUUGCCGAGGUGGAGAAGCAUUCUUCACAGACUGAUGCUGCCAGAGGUUUUGGCGGGAAAUAUGGAGUAGAAAAAGACAGGGCUGAUAAGUCUGCAGUUGGCUUUGAUUACAAAGGAGAAGUGGAGAAACACACGUCUCAGAAAGAUUACUCACGUGGUUUUGGUGGCCGUUAUGGAGUAGAGAAGGAUAAACGUGACAAGGCAGCCCUGGGAUAUGACUACAAGGGAGAGACAGAGAAACAUGAAUCCCAAAGAGACUAUGCGAAAGGCUUUGGUGGUCAGUAUGGAAUUCAGAAGGACAGAAUGGAUAAGAGUGCUUCUGGUUUUAGUGAAAUGGAGGCUCCAACAACAGCUUACCAGAAGACAACACCCAUAGAGGCUGCAUCUAGUGGUGCCCGUGGAUUGAAAGCAAAAUUUGAGUCUAUGGCUGAGGAGAAGCGGAAGCAGGAAGAAGAAGAAAAGGCAAAGAAAAUUGCCAAGCAACAGCAGGAGAGAAAGACCCUAGUAAAGAUAAGCCACGAGGCCCAGCCUCCAGCUACCACUGCAGGAGAGCCUGUGGUGCCAGCUCCGUUGCCUAAGAAAAUAUCUUCAGAGGCCUGGCAUCCGGCAGAAACUAGUCUCUCAUCAGAGCUUGGCCCCAUGAAAACUGAUAGGAAGCACCCAAUGACUGCUCUUCCCUCGAAGCAUAAUCCACCAGAGGACAAUGAGGAGCCCCCAGCUCUGCCCCCUAGGACUCCAGAGGGCUUCCAGCUGCAGGAAGAGCCAGUGUAUGAAGUAGAGCCUGAACCAGCAUAUGAAGCAGAGCCGGAGCCUGAGCCUGAGCCUGAGAAUGACUAUGAGGAUGUUGUGGAAGGGGAUGCCCAUGAUCAGGAUGCUGAGCCAGAGGGGGACUAUGAGGAUGUUCUGGAGCCAGAAUCUUCUUUCCCCUCUGCUGUGCCUGGAUCAUCAGACAGCCCAUCUGGGACUCGGGCUGGGAUCUCAGCUGUAGCUCUCUAUGACUACCAAGGAGAGGGAAGCGAUGAGAUUUCCUUUGAUCCAGAUGAUGUCAUCACUGAAAUUGAGAUGGUGGAUGAGGGAUGGUGGCGUGGACGUUGCCGUGGACACUUUGGACUUUUCCCUGCAAAUUAUGUUAAGCUCCUCCAGUAACCAGCCCU
This is a messenger RNA of Sorex araneus (European shrew), 1565 nucleotides long. RefSeq names its product hematopoietic cell-specific Lyn substrate 1 (gene HCLS1). Gene Ontology annotation, molecular function: actin filament binding. Gene Ontology annotation, cellular component: site of polarized growth; plasma membrane; cortical actin cytoskeleton. Bases 103 to 1557 code for a protein of 484 amino acids. Lineage: Eukaryota; Metazoa; Chordata; Mammalia; Eulipotyphla; Soricidae. The transcript has 14 exons. The record is from RefSeq and is a predicted model, not a curated record. Gene Ontology annotation, biological process: regulation of actin filament polymerization.